AUGGAGGGUCACACCGCUCCUGUCAACCGCGUCCGCUUCUCCUCCGACGGCCUCCGUAUCCUCUCCGCCAGCGAGGAUUCUUCCAUGUGCCUGUGGGACGCGUUCAGCGGGGAGCUGAUAGGCAAGCUCUUCGGCCACUACCUCCCUAUCCUCUCUGCGCCUUCAUCCCUGGCUUCGGAGGAGGCGAGCUCCGCGGCCGCAGACAAGACGAUGAAAGUUUUCGACCUUGCUUCGGGUCAGGAGGUGAAGCAGCUCAAAGGGCACAUAGGACGCGUCCUAGACGUCAGUUUCAGCCCCGACGGCUCCGUCCUCGCUACUGGCUCCGACGACGAGACGGUUCGGCUGUGGAACGUGCAGACUGGGGAGGAGAUCAAAUGCUUCCUGGGGCAUGACAACGCUGUGAUGAGCGUAGACUACAGCAGCAACGGUGAGCUGGUGCUUUCUGCUAGCCUGGACGGGACCCUCAAAGUCUGGGACACGAAGAGAGGGCAGCUAGUUCAAAUUCCUCCUACAGUCACGCUCUUCGGCCACCAGGGGAGCGUCAACACCGUUGCCGUCUCCCCGGACUCUUGGCGGGUCACGUCAGCAGGAGAGGACGGAGCCUUGCGAAUGUGGGACCUUGGAGGAAGCGGAGUUCCGGAGAAGCAGGGCCACAAGCUGGCGUGCGGGGGCCUGUCCUACGACAGGUUCGGGGAGAACCUGGUUAGCUGCGGGCAGGACGGGAGCAUCAAACUGUGGGACGGGAAGCAAGGGCUGUUCCUCCGAGAAGUUGCCAAGAAGGAGCGUCACUCCUACCUCUCGUGCUCCGCCGUCUCCUUCUCCAACGGGAUGGGCUUCAACAUCGCCACGGGCUCCGACGACGGGACGGUCAAGUUCUGGUCGGCCGACGACGGGACUCUUAAGGGCUCGCUGGACGCACACUUCGCGGCGGUCAAUGACGUCUCCUACAGCCCCGACAACGGCCAGCUGGUCUCCUGCUCAUCGGACAUGACGGUCAAGUACUGGCUGAGGGCGUACGACUGGCUGGUCUCCACCCUCCGAGGGCACAGCGGACCAGUCCUCUCCGCCUCCUUCGACUCGGCAGGCAAACGGGUCCUCUCCUCCUCUGCAGAUGGGACAGUCCGCGUGUGG
Molecule: messenger RNA, 1131 nt
Organism: Guillardia theta CCMP2712
Lineage: Eukaryota; Cryptophyceae; Pyrenomonadales; Geminigeraceae
Exons: 7
Molecular function (GO): protein binding
Source: RefSeq, a predicted model, not a curated record